AUGGAUGGUCAGGAGGAGCCGAAGCCCAUUCCGGCUUAUUACUGCUGCUAUUUGCUCCGGUCGACUGUCCGGCACGCUUCGCUCUAUAUCGGCUCUACGCCAAACCCAAUCAGACGAUUGUCGCAGCACAAUGGAGGCGCCAAAGGUGGGGCCAAACGGACGUCGCGCGACAAUUUGCGGCCAUGGGAAAUGGUUCUCGUCGUUGAGGGCUUUACCAGUCGAGUCGGGGCCCUACAGUUCGAAUGGGCUUGGCAAAAUCCAGAUCAGUCACGACAUCUGGAUUGGAACGACGUAGAAGCGCACUCCGAUCCUCUCUCAAGUUCACGGACGGGGAAACCAAAGUCCCGCUCCAGGAGGUCGCUGAAGGCGCAUCUCGAGGAUGUGCAUUCGCUGCUGCGAUCAACUUAUUUCGUGAGCUGGCCUCUACGAAUACGUUUCUUUCGCGCCGAUGUCAAUCGCGUCUGGAGGGUCUGGAAUGACCGAGUCGACGUACCUCUCCCCGAGACCAAGAUCAUUUUAGAUGGAGAUUGCCCGAAACAGAGUGAUACAACUAUGGCAGUCGGAAGUAUCAACCAACUUCCACUCGACUAUGCAAAGCUAGAAGACUAUCUAGAGAAGUCCAUGUUUCUUUUAGAUGACCCUGAAGACCUACGGUGCCAAGUCUGCAAGGCUCCAGUCAUUCCAACAGCGGAGCAGAUCGUUGUAUGUCCUCAAUCGCGUUGUCAGGGCACCAACCAUCUAUUGUGUCUUUCGGCCAGAUUCCUCAAAGCAACCAACGACUUGAACUGUCUUGUCCCCGCGGGAGGAGUUUGUCCAACAUGCGAAAAGUACGUCUCAUGGCCACUAAUGAUGCAAGAACUUAGUGUCCGCAAUCGAGCACAAAAGGAAUGCCGGGCCAUCCUGCGCAAGAAGGAACGGCGUGAGCGCAAGGAAACAGGAGCUGUAUCUUCUGUCAAAACCAACAAUACGAGCAAUUCCAGCAAGAGAAAUGCGGUCUCUACCCGCCAGACUUCAGUUGAACCUACACAGGGCGGUCCAUCAGGACUUACCGAGCAUGCCAUGUCUCCUUUGGUCCGAGAAGACCCGUUAUUGGACGACAAUUGGCAUGAAGCCAUAGACCUGGAAUCGGACUCGGAACAUGGGGUCCAUCCGCCAAUUCGGUCCCCCUCGACGCCGCCCAGACUGGAGAUCGUAAUCGAGGACAGCGAAUGGGAUGAUGCAGAACUCAUUGAAUGA
Penicillium macrosclerotiorum is the source of this 1236-nucleotide messenger RNA. Its product is annotated as structure-specific endonuclease subunit SLX1. Gene Ontology annotation, biological process: double-strand break repair via homologous recombination. Gene Ontology annotation, cellular component: Slx1-Slx4 complex. The coding region runs from base 1 to 1236 and encodes 411 amino acids. NCBI's taxonomy places the organism in Eukaryota, Fungi, Ascomycota, Eurotiomycetes, Eurotiales, Aspergillaceae. The record is from RefSeq and is a predicted model, not a curated record. Gene Ontology annotation, molecular function: 5'-flap endonuclease activity; crossover junction DNA endonuclease activity. The transcript has 2 exons.